Messenger RNA from Striga hermonthica, 1656 nucleotides. Lineage: Eukaryota; Viridiplantae; Streptophyta; Magnoliopsida; Lamiales; Orobanchaceae. The record is from the annotation of a GenBank genome assembly.
AUGGACAAAUUCAGGAUAGACCAAAGCUAUUCGUCUCAUUUAGACAUAAACUGGGGCGAUGUUUCUGUUGCGAUCGGUAAAUUAACUGACAGGGGCAGUUACAAAGGAAUAGGGCUCUUAAAUUUCAACGAACAUGAAAUCGACGAGUGGAAGCAGUUAUUGCCUGAUACUGAGCACGUCGUACUUGCCAUGGAUUACGCCUCGCCUAACAUCACUUGGGAAACACUGUACCCCGAAUGGCUGGACGAGGAAGAGGAAUUUGAAGUGCCAACCUGUCCUGAUCUGCCCAGAAUCAGCUUUGCAGGCAAACCACGAUUGGACCUUAUAGUGGUGAAGCUUCCAUGCAAUAAAUCGCGCAAGUGGUCGAGGGAUGUGGCUCGUCUGCAUCUGCAGCUGGAAGCUGCUAGGCUGGCAGCAACUGCCAAGGGGAACCACUCCGUGCAUGUUCUUCUCUUAACCGAAUGUUUCCCUAUCCCGAAUCUCUUCACUUGCAGAGAGCUGGUUGUGAGGGAAGGUAACGUGUGGCUCUAUAAGCCGAGUCUGAGUAAAUUGAGAGAGAAGGUCCGCCUACCGGUCGGGUCGUGUGAACUCUCACUUCCUCUAAAUACUGAAGAAAAGUCUUACUCAGGCGGCAACCCAAAGCGCGAAGCCUACGCGACAAUCCUCCACUCGGCCCAUGCGUAUGUGUGUGGGGCCAUCACAGCGGCACAGAGCAUUCGCAUGUCUGGGUCGUCGCGUGACCUCAUCGUCCUCGUCGAUGAUGCCAUCACCCCUCAUCACCGUGCCGGCCUGGAGUCCGCCGGCUGGAAGGUCCGUCCCAUCCUCCGCAUUCGCAACCCCAAAGCCGAGCCCGAAGCCUACAAUGAGUGGAACUACAGCAAGUUCCGCCUCUGGCAGCUCACCGAAUAUGACAAGAUCGUCUUCAUCGAUGCUGACCUCCUCAUCCUCCGCAACAUUGACUUCCUUUUUCAGAUGCCAGAGAUAUCCGCCACGGGAAACAACGCCACGCUCUUCAACUCGGGCGUCAUGGUAAUCGAGCCUUCGGAAUGCAUGUUCCAACUCCUGAUGGACCAUAUUAACGAGAUCGAAUCGUACAACGGUGGGGACCAGGGCUACCUUAACGAGGUCUUCACGUGGUGGCACCGAAUUCCGAAGCGUAUGAAUUUCCUGAAGCACUUCUGGGAAGGGGACGAGGAUUGGAGGAAGGAGAUGAAGACCCGCAUGUUCGGGGCCGACCCGCCCGUGCUCUAUGUGCUCCACUACCUGGGGCUCAAGCCCUGGCUUUGCUUUCGGGACUACGACUGUAACUGGAAUGUGGAGCUGCUGAGAGAAUUCGCGAGUGACGUGGCGCACGCGACGUGGUGGCGGGUCCACGACGCCAUGCCGGGGGAGCUGCAGAGGUAUUGUUUGCUGAGGUCGAAGCAGAAGGCGGCGCUGGAGUGGGACCGGAGGCAGGCUGAGAAGGGGAACUUUAGCGACGGGCACUGGCGGGUGAAGGUGAAGGACAAGCGGCUGAGGACGUGUUUCGAGGAUUUUUGCUUCUGGGAGAGCAUGCUGUGGCAUUGGGGGGAGUCGAACUGGACGGAUAAUGGGACGGCGGGUGGGGCCCAGCCGACGCCUCCCGGGAAAAAGACAGCUUCACUCUCUUCUUUGUAA